AUGGAUGGUCAAUCACUUAGCGUGAUGCGGUGUAAGAGGAUAUUAUACAACCCAGGCUACAACUGUGUUCGCAUUAAGAAGAAUGAAAGAAAAUUGGUUGUUAAAGCUUGCUUCUCUGAUGCCUCAGGACGGAUGGGUUUUGGAGAUGAGGAUAUGAUUGUUUUGAGAUGUCGGAUUCAUAAGUUAAGAAUGGAGGAGAAUAAUUAUAUUCCUCCUCAGAAUUGGAUGCAAUGGGAGAAAAACUGGUAUCCCACGUAUCACUCAGAUGUAUGCUCAUUCGUUGUACGGUUGCAGAACAUUCUACUUAACAGCAGGCCUUCCAUUGCCGUUGGAAUUUUGGCUUUAAUCACGUUUAGUGUUCCAGCCUCACUCUUGCUGCUGCUUAUUCAAAUCAUAUGUCAUUUGAAGGGAUAA
Cryptomeria japonica (Japanese cedar) is the source of this 414-nucleotide messenger RNA. RefSeq lists its product as uncharacterized. The transcript is spliced from 2 exons. Bases 1 to 414 code for a protein of 137 amino acids. Lineage: Eukaryota; Viridiplantae; Streptophyta; Pinopsida; Cupressales; Cupressaceae. The record is from RefSeq and is a predicted model, not a curated record.